Monoraphidium neglectum is the source of this 411-nucleotide messenger RNA. RefSeq names its product 40S ribosomal protein S23. The record is from RefSeq and is a predicted model, not a curated record. Bases 1 to 411 code for a protein of 136 amino acids. The transcript has 4 exons. Gene Ontology annotation, cellular component: cytosolic small ribosomal subunit; ribosome. Lineage: Eukaryota; Viridiplantae; Chlorophyta; Chlorophyceae; Sphaeropleales; Selenastraceae. Gene Ontology annotation, biological process: translation. Gene Ontology annotation, molecular function: structural constituent of ribosome.
AUGGGCGCGGGGCGCAAGCUGCAGAUCCACAGGCGCAACCAGCGGUGGGCGGACAAGGACUUCAAGAAGAGCCACCUGGGCAGCGAGUGGAAGAAGCCGUUCGCUGGCGCGUCGCACGCCAAGGGCAUCGUCUUGGAGAAGAUCGGCAUCGAGGCCAAGCAGCCCAACUCGGCCAUCCGCAAGUGCGCGCGCGUGCAGCUGAUCAAGAACGGCAAGAAGAUCGCAGCCUUUGUGCCCAUGGACGGCUGCCUGAACUUCAUCGAGGAGAACGACGAGGUGCUCAUCGCCGGGUUCGGCCGCCGCGGCCACGCUGUCGGCGAUAUCCCCGGUGUGCGCUUCAAGGUGGUAAAGGUGGCGGGUGUGUCGCUGCUGGCUCUGUUCAAGAGCAAGAAGGAGAAGCCGCGGUCGUGA